AUGAAGUUCAACCCCUUCGUGACCUCGGACCGGAGCAAAAACCGCAAACGUCACUUCAAUGCCCCCUCCCACGUGCGCAGGAAAAUCAUGUCGUCUCCACUCUCCAAGGAGCUGCGACAGAAGUACAACGUCCGCUCCAUGCCCAUCCGCAAGGACGACGAGGUCCAGGUGGUUCGAGGACACUACAAAGGUCAGCAAAUUGGCAAGGUAGUCCAGGUGUAUAGAAAGAAAUACGUCAUCUACAUUGAACGGGUGCAGCGUGAGAAGGCUAAUGGCACAACUGUCCACGUGGGCAUUCACCCAAGCAAGGUGGUCAUCACUAGGCUAAAACUGGACAAAGAUCGGAAGAAAAUUCUUGAACGCAAAGCCAAAUCUCGACAGGUUGGGAAAGAGAAAGGAAAAUAUAAGGAGGAACUUAUUGAGAAAAUGCAGGAAUGA
This is a messenger RNA of Rangifer tarandus platyrhynchus (Svalbard reindeer), 438 nucleotides long. The record is from the annotation of a GenBank genome assembly. NCBI's taxonomy places the organism in Eukaryota, Metazoa, Chordata, Mammalia, Artiodactyla, Cervidae.